AUGUUGGUGGGAGCUAACAUUUACAAUCCGGGGGUUUAUUUCCCGGGUUUCGUGCAAGCCCCGGUGAAAAUGGCUCAAAGCGGGCAAGAGUCGAAUGCUAGUACGAUGCCGUCUACGCCGGUCCAUUCGGUGAAUGAUACUAAGCGUGGGUCGCCCUUGACGCCAGCGGAGCGGACGGGCGCGCCGCCCGGCGCCGGCAAGGACGCGGUGAAACUUUUCAUCGGCCAAAUACCCAGGCAUUUGGAGGAGAAGGACCUCCGCCCGAUGUUUGAGGAGUUCGGCAAGAUUUAUGAGCUAACCGUGCUGAAGGAUAAACACACGGGCAUGCAUAAAGGUAAUUUGCCACUUUGUUGA
Maniola jurtina (meadow brown) is the source of this 354-nucleotide messenger RNA. Its product is annotated as CUGBP Elav-like family member 4. Gene Ontology annotation, molecular function: RNA binding. The coding region runs from base 1 to 354 and encodes 117 amino acids. NCBI's taxonomy places the organism in Eukaryota, Metazoa, Arthropoda, Insecta, Lepidoptera, Nymphalidae. The record is from RefSeq and is a predicted model, not a curated record. The transcript has a single exon.